Messenger RNA from Cavia porcellus (domestic guinea pig), 4218 nucleotides. RefSeq names its product CGG triplet repeat binding protein 1 (gene Cggbp1). Bases 424 to 927 code for a protein of 167 amino acids. Gene Ontology annotation, biological process: regulation of transcription by RNA polymerase II. The record is from RefSeq and is a predicted model, not a curated record. The transcript is spliced from 3 exons. NCBI's taxonomy places the organism in Eukaryota, Metazoa, Chordata, Mammalia, Rodentia, Caviidae. Gene Ontology annotation, molecular function: double-stranded DNA binding. Gene Ontology annotation, cellular component: nucleus.
CCAUGGGUUCUGCCAUAGGCAGCGCAGGAGGACGGGGCGCGGCGGGGGACACGGCGGCCGCUGAGGCUCCCGAUCGGUCAACGGCGGCGACGGCAGCGACCGGUCCUCCUCCUUCUUCAACACCUUCCUCCUUCUCUCCUUCCUCCUCUUUCUCUUUCCGGCCGGGUCUCGUCCACUUCCCCUCUCAGCGGUCACAGUCUUACGUGGAGGCAUGAUUUCCCGGCAUUGCAGGGAAAAUAGGGUGCAAGCCCAGAAGCUAUUUCCCCACCACCACUUGUUGAAAAUCUGAUUUGAAAGCCUUCCGGGUUUGAACAACGGAAAGUGCGGGGAUUUGAUGCGUCUCUGGCCUUGCUCUGGGGACCCUUCACUACUAAUUAUCAAGAAAAAAACUGGAAACUAAUCUGAACCUUACUCAAAAUCAGAAUGGAACGAUUUGUAGUAACAGCACCGCCUGCUCGAAACCGUUCUAAGACUGCUUUGUAUGUGACUCCCCUGGAUCGAGUCACUGAGUUUGGAGGUGAGCUUCAUGAAGAUGGAGGAAAACUCUUCUGUACUUCUUGCAAUGUGGUUCUGAAUCACGUUCGCAAGUCUGCUAUUAGUGACCACCUCAAGUCAAAGACUCAUACCAAAAGAAAGGCAGAAUUUGAAGAGCAGAAUGUGAGAAAGAAGCAGAGGCCCCUAACUGCAUCUCUUCAGUGCAACAGUACUGCGCAAACAGAAAAAGUCAGUGUUAUCCAGGACUUUGUGAAAAUGUGCCUGGAAGCCAACAUCCCUCUCGAGAAGGCUGACCACCCAGCAGUACGUGCUUUCCUGACUCGCCAUGUGAAGAAUGGAGGCUCCAUACCUAAGUCAGACCAACUGCGGAGAGCUUAUCUGCCUGAUGGCUAUGAGAAUGAGAAUCAGCUCCUCAACUCACAGGAUUGUUGACAAGGAGGUUACCACCGUUGUGAUCAAGAUAAAUAAUGUGGAGUAUUAAAGUUAUGUGUUGAUUGUGUGGUUCAUUUUUAUAUUUAUUUCAUUUAAAAUCAUGUAAUGCAGAGUAGUUUUGCAUUGUGUAUAUAGUUGCAGCAAAAAAAAAUCUUCACUGCAGAACUUGUUAAUUUUAGUCACCAGUGGUUUAAGUAAAACUUUAGAUAUAGAGUGUGCUAGGAUACUUGAAACCUGAUGGUUAUAUUUAAAAUUGAUAGGUUUUCUCCUGGGAUGUUCGUGCAUGGAAAAUAAUUCCAUGCUUUUUUUUAGCCCUGUUGCCAUGUAUGAUUAUUCCUUGUGAGAUUACUUAAUUAUCUGGAUUGAAGACCAGUCUAGAAAAUUGUAGCUGCUGCCAGGCAACACCACUCAGAAUAAUUUAAAGGAAUUAUUCUGAUUAGAGGAUCCUUUUCAAAAUGGAAGAGGUGGUGAGAAACUUAUUACAUCUGGAGAUCCCUAGCGGAAAUGACUUUAUUUCAAAGUAUGUUUUAUUUGAAAUAGUUACCUAGCCUAUCCUUCAAUUCUUCACUGUUUUUUCCUCUUCUUUAAAGUUUUUCUGUUUUAUUUAAUAGCAGCUUCAAGUGACCAACUAAAUCUUUUAAUGUUAGUGCCAAUAGCCACAGGGAAUUUUGCGGUGACAAGAUUUGAGUUUCUUACUAUGUAUACAAAGUUUUGAAAUAUGGCUUUCAUUUUAAACAUUUUCUUGAAUAUGCAAUUUUUAAGUGUCUUUGUGUUACUUCCAGACUGACACAUUAAACAGACAUUUUAUGGUUGAGUUUUCUCUUUUUAUAGAGAGUUAGUUACUGUUUGGCUAACAGAUCAAAUAGGAAAUUUCUAUACAUUAAUUUUUUAAUAAGAUUUUGUAAGAAUAGAUAAAUAGAAACUUCUUUCACUUUUGUCUGUUUUGUUUCUAGCAAGGCCUAUGGUGGAGGUCUGGCAGUGUGUUGCAUAGUUAUUUGGCUAAAGUUAUUUGGCUAAGAAAACAGCAAGUUCUGUUUAGGUCAACCAUGUUCAGAAAAUUAUCUGAACCCAGUGUCCCAUAAGGUUAUCAAGGUAGUUUGCCCAGCUAGGUCCUCUCCAUAAGAAACCUAGGUUAUAUUUAAGAAAUUUAACAGCUAAAACUUGGAUAAGAUCUUUAAUUUAAAAAAAAAAAUUACAUGAGAGCAUUUGAGUAGAAAAAUAGUUAUAUUUCUGUUACAGAGGGUGAUAAAUGAUACCCUAUGUGACUCAGAGUUAAUUUUUAGGUCAUUUUAACACAAAUCUUUAUUUAAAAACCAAAGUAAAAGAAAGAAAAUGCAAUUCAUACAACUUUCCUUAAGUGUCUUAUAGACUUAAGUUCCUAUUCAAGUCAGAGGGAUCACCUGGUUUUAGAUUUUCUUAACAUUUAAAAGCCUGCUACCAAAAAAAAAAAAAAUCAUCAAGAUUUGAACUUCCAAUUUUUCAUAUAUGGUUAUGUUAUAGUAGCACAGUAAAUGUCCAGAGUAACACUCAUUGGUAAAGCACACAGGAGACCAGGAAGACAACCAAACUGUUUUGCUUUUCUCUAGGAAAGAAUUUGCAGGCAACCAUGUUUAGAUUUGAUUACCUAAGAUGAUAGAAGAUCAAAGAAGCUAGGAAAAUAACUGGGUUUUCAGAAUACAAAAAUAAAGUUAGGUAUACAAUCUAGUUUGAAAUUCUUGAUUCAGACUGCUCCCUAUUUUUGGAUAGUAAUGUGUUCUACCAGUAAACAUGUGAUGAGAGCUUUUAGUAGACCAGUAAAAACAAACAUUUGUAUUUCUGGUAGUUACUAAUGAUUUAAUGAUCCUUUAGGUCUUACAUGUAUUUAGAUGCGUUUUUCCAGGCUCUUAUUUCCAUAUUUACAUUAUCUAGUAUUAUAAUCCAUUCUGUUAGGAUUCUAUCAUGUCCUUAGGAGAGUUUUCCAUCCUGUUGGGUUAAUACUAUUUCUUUACUGAUUAUGAAACAUUGGUUUCCUGAAACUGGUUAACUUUGUCUCAUAAAUGAGACAAUGAUUGUUUUAGCCUGCUCAAACUGGUAUAAGUCCCUGAAACCAUGAUUGGCAUAUGUUAGAUAACCAAUGGAAAUACCUAAGAGGCAUAUACUGCUUUGGAGGUAGAGUGGACACAUGUAUAGAAACUUUAAAUCUUAAAAUAUAUAGUGUUAGUGUGAUGCUAUAUCAUUGAAAAAAUAGCUUUUUUUCUACUUUAUAAGUUGUAUGCAUAAACAAGAUUUGUAAUGUUUCAUUUAUAAACUGCUUUCAACACAUGCUUACCUGUUAGUAGUGUUUCUCAAAGUAUAGUAGUGUGUCUUCCAGAAUUUCACUAUAUGCUUACAGUUAAUAGUUCCUAGCUUGUUGAAAUGUUGACUUUCCUGUUGGUUUCUUUUUGAUUAUAUGGGUGCAUAUAGCAAGCCUGAAGGAUGUUGUAAUCAUUUUUUACAGGGUGAAAUUGUAGAUUUUGUAUGAGAACUUACAUAGGUUUUUUUUUUUGGUCCAUUAUCAGGUUAUGGGUUUUUUUUUUUUUUUUUUUUUUUUUGAGGGAUGUGGACUGGUAAUUUUGUUUUUAAACAAAUAUUACUUUCAGUUAAUGUAUUUGGCCCUACCAAAUUUUCAGGGACCAGAAAAAUUUAAAGUUCUACAUUUUAUUGUUGGCCCAAUUAAGUAUUAGCUUGUAAUUUUUCUGAAGUAUUAAUUUGUUAAACACUACUGUAAGUGUACUUGGCGAGAUCGCCAAGCUGAAAGCUCUAUGUUGCCUAAAAGAAUUUGUAUGUUAGUGUUAAUAGAAACACACAUAAGCAGAUUAAUUUAAGGUGGCCCAAAACAAAAGCCACAAUUUGUCAUUUGAUGCUUAGUCUUUGUAAGACCUCUUUACAUUUGACUUAUCUCACCUGACAUUAAAUGAAGACAUCCAUUUUUCAUUCAUUUACCUGGAAGAUUAUUUCUAUAAUUUUUUUGAAAAUCUUUGCCUAAGAUAAUUGCGUUAGCUUCUGGUCAGCACUGAUUAAAAUGUGAAUAGUGAAAUGUCUAUCAUAAAUCUUGGUUUAUCUCACCCCACACUAUCAUAGAUUUCUGAGGUAAAUAAAGCUGUUAUCUAGUUGUAUCCUACUUGUAUCCAAAACUGUAUUAAUUAAAAAUUUACUAUGUUAAUUUUUGUAUUCCUGUGUUUUAUUUUUUUGCUCAUGCAUGUAACAUUAGUAUAAAUGUGUUGCUUUUAAGGUUUUUAAUCUCAGAAAUAAAUUUCAAAAAAUUUUUCUGAA